Messenger RNA from Vitis vinifera (wine grape), 1499 nucleotides. RefSeq names its product cyclin-A3-4. The record is from RefSeq and is a predicted model, not a curated record. NCBI's taxonomy places the organism in Eukaryota, Viridiplantae, Streptophyta, Magnoliopsida, Vitales, Vitaceae. The transcript has 8 exons. Gene Ontology annotation, molecular function: cyclin-dependent protein serine/threonine kinase regulator activity. Gene Ontology annotation, cellular component: cyclin-dependent protein kinase holoenzyme complex; nucleus; cytoplasm. The coding region runs from base 127 to 1140 and encodes 337 amino acids. Gene Ontology annotation, biological process: mitotic cell cycle phase transition; regulation of cyclin-dependent protein serine/threonine kinase activity.
AAAUAUGGGCGCUAAAACAUCAUUUCAAACCGCAGAAAUGGCGGUAUGUCUGGUGCCCUACAAAUCUGAAACCCUAAUUCACCUCAAAUGCAUUUCUUCUUCUUCUCUAUCUGAAAUCCUAGCCCAAUGGCGGAGCAGGAUAACUGUGUGCACACCCCCGGAGCAUUCAGGAAACGAGCCUCUGAUGAGUGCCCGCAAUCUACCACAACGAAGAAGCGUGUGGUGUUGGAAGAUAUCACUAACUCACCCAAUAACGAGUUGAUUCAGAAUUCUGAUCGUGAAUCCCAGAAGCCCAAACGUGGAAUCAGGAGAACUGGCGGUUGUUCUUCUAUCAUGUAUCAACAUCUUCAUGCCCUGGAGAUGGAGGAAAAAAGAAGGGCACGCCCUGAUUACAUGGAGAAGGUUCAGAAUGAUGUCACGCCAAAUAUGCGCGAAAUUCUGGUAGAUUGGCUGGUAGAGGUUGCAGAAGAAUACAAGCUUGUUUCAGACACACUUUUUCUCUGUAUAUCCUAUAUCGACAGAUUCUUAUCAUCACAUGCUCUCAGGAGGGACAAGCUACAGCUUCUUGGAGUUUCUUGCAUGCUUAUAGCCUCAAAGUUUGAAGAGAUCAGUCCUCCACAUGCUGAAGACUUUUGCUACAUAACAGAUAAUCAUUACACAGCAGAAGAGGUGGUGAAUAUGGAGAGAGAUGUACUCAAAUUUUUGAACUUUGAGAAGGUUGCUCCCACAACAAAAGUUUUUCUCAGGAGCUUCAUGAGGGCUUCUGAAGAGGAAAGCAAAUCUCUCAGCAUGCAGUUUGAAGCCUUGAGUUGGUAUCUUGCAGAAUUAAGCUUGUUGGACUAUGGGUGUCUACAGUUCUUACCAUCAAUGAUUGCUGCUUCUUCUAUUUUUCUUGCUAGAUUCACACUUGAGCCAAACAAGCAUCCUUGGAGUUUGGCAUUGCAACGCUAUUCGGGCUAUAAACCAUCAGAAUUGAAGGAAUGUGUGCUUCUCAUUCACAGCCGACAAUUGAAUAGAAGAGGAAACUCCUCUUUGAGAGCAAUAAGACAAAAAUACCUGCAGCCCAUGUUCAAGUGUGUAGCUGCACAUGUUUCUCUUCCAGAGAUUCCGAAGCAUUGCUUUGAGGCCAUAAAGGAAUAAACAUUCAUGGGGAUUCUUAAAGCAGUCAGAAAUUCCAGCUUUUGAACUAAUUUUCUCCAAGAGUCAUUACAACAGACCCUAUUUUCUUUUGUUCAAUGGCAUUCCAUCUUUAUUGGAGGUUGUUGGUACUCAAAUCUCUGGACAAGGGCUUCUAUGUUCGGUAAUGUUGGUGGUGUCAUAAUGAUGGAGAACUUUGUGCUGUGCAGUGCAGUAUUUCAGAGGCAGCCAUCAGUAAAGAAUAAGUCUUUGGAUCUUGUUUGUAGAGAAGAAAACAAUUGUGUUUCCAAAUCCCAAAUCAACCUGAGAGGAGGCCCCAUUGCUUGUAAAUUCCCAGAAUAAAUCAUUAUACCUUUUCCCAA